AUGUAUCUAAGUCUCACACGUCUAUCUAUCUAUCUAUCUAUCUAUCUAUCUAUCUAUCUAUCUAUCUAUCUAUCUAUCUCUAUCUGUCUGUCUGUCUGUCUAACUGUAUGUCUAUCUAUCUAUCUAUCGCAUUCUGUUGGUACCUAUCUAUCUAUCUAUCUAUCUAUCUAUCUAUCUAUCUCAUCUUAUUCACAUAUAUCUCUCAAUCUAUCGAUUUAUCAAUCUCAAUCUAUCUAUCUGUCUCAUCCUAUUCAUCUCUCUCUCUCUCUCUCGCGCUAUCUAUCUAUCUAUCUAUCUAUCUAUCUAUCUAUCUAUCUAUCUAUCUAUCUAUCUCAUCCUCUUGGUAUCUAUCUAUCUAUCUAUCUAUCUAUCUAUCUAUCUAUCUCAUUCUCUUGGUAUCUAUUUAUCUAUCUAUCUAUCUAUCUGUCCCAUCCUAUUCAUCUCUUUCUCUAUCUAUCUAUCUAUCUAUCUAUCUAUCUAUCUAUCUAUCUAUCUCAUCCUCUUGGUACCUAUCUAUCUAUCUAUCUAUCUAUCUAUCUAUCUAUCUAUCUAUCUAUCUAUCUCAUUCUCUUGGUAUCUAUCUAUCUAUCUAUCUAUCUAUCCCAUCCUAUUCAUCUCUUUCUCUCUCUCUCUCUCUCUAUCUAUUUAUCUAUCUAUCUAUUUAGCAAUAUAUCUAGCUGUCUCAUCCUAUUCAUCUCUUUCUCUCUCUCUCUCUCUAUCUAUCUAUCUCAUCUUCUUGGUACCUAUCUAUCUAUCUAUCUAUCUAUCUAUCUAUCUAUCUAUCUAUCUAUCUUAUUCUAUUCUUAUCUAUUUAUCUAUGCAUAUUAUUUAUAG
This is a messenger RNA of Acanthosepion pharaonis, 834 nucleotides long. NCBI's taxonomy places the organism in Eukaryota, Metazoa, Mollusca, Cephalopoda, Sepiida, Sepiidae. The record is from the annotation of a GenBank genome assembly.